AUGGCGAAGUUGAUGAAAUACAAAGAUAUAGUGCCCAUAGGCACGUCCCUUAUCGUGGCAUCGACAUCGUUUGCCCUCGGGAUAAUCUACGGCAACUGGCCCUACGACUUGAACACAUUGUGGAGACACACCGAUGCCUCAGGGUUCAGCAAGUCGCUAGUCCACUAUCAGACAUGGGGCGAAUCACCAAUGUACAUCCACUACACCUUGCACGCCGUCGGCGUCUUGGGAUUGAUUGGCCAUUUCAUCAAAUUGUACAAGCCCGAUGAAGAUGCCAAGUAUUUCGAGUACGGCUCGUUGGGCUUGUUCAUGGUGGGCGUGAUUAUCUACUUGACUAAUCUUAGAACGGGGGUCGCCUCUUGCAUAACGGGACAAUGGGGCGAGGUCGACUUCGAGACUGGCAUCAACGUCAUGGCGGCCUCGCAGAUCAUGAUUGUGUUUGUCUUUGUUGGAGUGUUGGUUUUACAAGGCGGAUUAUACUAUGCGCAGUGGUAUGACCACCAGUUGAAGUUGGAAUUCUACGAGAAUGAGGCGAAGGAGGCUGCGGCUGCCGCUGAGGCCCAGGCCAAAGAGGAAGAGAAGUUGGCUAGGAAGGUCAAGGGCAAGGGCAAGAAAGCUGCUGGGGCUGGGGUAGAGGUGGAAGCUGAGAUUGACGAAGAUGAUGUCGAUGUUGUUGAAGCUGGCGACGGCGCAACUGGUUCCAAGAAGAAAUCAACAGGUGCUAAAAAGAGAAAGUCUUGA
Molecule: messenger RNA, 741 nt
Organism: Lodderomyces beijingensis
Lineage: Eukaryota; Fungi; Ascomycota; Pichiomycetes; Serinales; Debaryomycetaceae
Source: the annotation of a GenBank genome assembly